Fonsecaea multimorphosa CBS 102226 is the source of this 1848-nucleotide messenger RNA. RefSeq lists its product as uncharacterized. Gene Ontology annotation, biological process: carnitine metabolic process. Gene Ontology annotation, molecular function: carnitine O-acetyltransferase activity. Gene Ontology annotation, cellular component: mitochondrion; peroxisome. The record is from RefSeq and is a predicted model, not a curated record. The transcript has 3 exons. The coding region runs from base 1 to 1848 and encodes 615 amino acids. Lineage: Eukaryota; Fungi; Ascomycota; Eurotiomycetes; Chaetothyriales; Herpotrichiellaceae.
AUGGCUCCCACAAACAAGCGGAAGGCCUCGAACAGACCUCAAUUCUGGGUGACUGAGGAAUACCGAGAAGAUCUCUCCAAAGGCCCAAUGCUCCGGUUUGAGGAAUCUCUACCCAGACUACCAGUCCCUUCCCUCGAGGAGACCUCCGCCCGCUAUUUGAAAAGUCUGCACCCUCUACUGUCCAAAGAGGAGUAUGCUGCCUCCGAAAAGGCCGUGGCUGCCCUGAACAAACCGGGAGGGAUCGGCCAGAAGCUGCAAGAGAGGUUAAUAGCAAAAGCACAAGACCCCAACGUCAAGAACUGGAUAAUUGACUGGUGGAACGAGGCGGCCUACCUGGGCUACCGUGACCCUGUGGUGCCGUAUGUCUCGUACUUCUACUCCUUCCGCGAUGACCGCCGAAGAAGAAACCCGGCCAAACGUGCAGCUGCCAUCACAACCGCCGCCCUCGAGUUUAAGAGACAGGUCGACGACAAGACUCUGGAGCCCGAGUACAUGCGCAAGAAGCCCAUCGCCAUGAGCAGCUACGAGUACAUGUUCAACACCUCGCGAGUCGCCGCCAAUCCCGUCGAUUAUCCCAUCCAAUACCCUGCCGAAGGCCACGAGCACAUUAUUGUCAUGCGGAACGGCCAGUUCUGGAAGCUUCAGACACAUGUGUCUGGCAGGCAGCUCAACACUUCGGAGCUCGAGCUCCAGUUUAACAAGGUCUACAAAAAUGCCCAGAUGGCCGACCCCAUCGGUGCCAUCACCUCUUUCCCCCGCGACCAGGGCGCAACAGCCCGCGAGAACCUCCUGGCUGCGUCUCCAUUGAACGCCGAAGUCCUCAAGGAGAUCGAGUCUUCAUCCUUUAUCGUGUGCUUAGAUUCCAGCAUGCCCGUCACCCUUGAAGAACGCGCUCACGUCUACUGGCACGGCGACGGGGCGAACCGAUGGUACGACAAGCCAGUCCAAUUCAUCAUCAACGACAACGGCACCGCCGGCUUCAUGGGUGAACAUUCCAUGAUGGAUGGCACUCCAACCCACCGUCUUUGCGAUACGGUCAAUGCCUACAUCGCUCACAAUAAACUUGACUUUGACAACCCGUCCAUCCGUUCCGACCUGCCCGACCCAGUUGCCCUGAAGUUUGAAACCAACGCAGCCGUGCUUGACGACCUGGCCACCGCACAGGCCCAGUUCCGUCAAGUCAUUGCUUCCCACGAUCUCCGCGUGCAAGCGUAUCAAGGCUACGGCAAGGGACUGAUCAAGAAGUUCAAGUGCUCCCCAGACGCGUAUGUGCAGAUGGUCAUCCAGCUGGCGUACCACAAGAUGUACGGCAAGAACCGACCAACAUACGAGUCGGCCGCAACCCGCAAGUACCAGCAGGGCCGCACAGAAACCACUCGCUCCGUCUCGGAUGAGAGCGUGGCAUUCUGCAAUGCCAUGGCCGACCCCUCUGUCUCCCGCGAGGAAAGCGAGCGCCUCUUCCGCGCCGCUGUUCAGGCGCAUGUCCAAUACACCGCUGACGCAAGCGACGGGUAUGGUGUGGAUCGCCACCUCUUCGGGUUGAAGAAACUCAUCCAGCCCGGCGAGGAGACACCCGAGGUUUUCAACGAUCCCGCAUACACCUACUCGAGCACAUGGUAUAUCUCGAGCAGCCAGUUGAGUUCAGAGUACUUUAACGGCUACGGAUGGAGUCAAGUUGUGGACCAAGGAUGGGGAAUUGCUUAUAUGAUUAAUGAGAACAGUUUACAAUUCAACAUUGUCUCCAAGAAACUCGGCUGUGAACGGAUGAGUUUCUACCUCAACGAAGCUGCCAACGACGUCAGGGACAUGCUCCUUCCCAGCAUGGAGACGCCCAAGGCCAAGCUGUAA